Mucor mucedo is the source of this 1824-nucleotide messenger RNA. RefSeq names its product asparagine synthase. Bases 27 to 1736 code for a protein of 569 amino acids. Gene Ontology annotation, cellular component: cytosol. The record is from RefSeq and is a predicted model, not a curated record. NCBI's taxonomy places the organism in Eukaryota, Fungi, Mucoromycota, Mucoromycetes, Mucorales, Mucoraceae. Gene Ontology annotation, molecular function: asparagine synthase (glutamine-hydrolyzing) activity. The transcript is spliced from 4 exons.
CCAAAUUAUAUAAUUUCUUAUUAAUAAUGUGUGGUAUUUUCGCCGUAUAUAACUACCAAGGUGAUAUCGAAGCCUACCGUCAACGUGCCUUGUAUCUCUCCAAGAAGAUCAGACAUCGUGGUCCCGAUUGGUCUGGUUGUUAUACCACCAAGAACCACAUCUUGUGUCAUGAGCGUCUUGCUAUUGUCGGUGUUGGUUCCGGUGCUCAACCCAUUGUCAGUGAUGAUGAAGACCUUAUCCUCAGUGUCAACGGUGAAAUUUAUAACCACAAGCAAUUAAGAAACGACUUGAAGGGUGAUUAUCACUUCAAGACCGAAUCUGAUUGUGAAGUCAUCAUGCACUUGUACAAGGAACAUGGUACCGAUCUCGUUAACCAUUUGGACGGGUUCUUCUCAUUUGUUCUUUUGGACAAGAAGAGAAACAGACUUAUUGCUGCUCGUGAUGCUAUUGGUAUCUCCACCCUUUACUACGGUUGGAACUCCAAGAUGCCCGAAGCCAUCUAUUUCGCCUCUGAAUUAAAGUCUCUUAACGAAGACUGUGACAAGAUCUUGGCCUUCCCUCCCGGUCAUUUCUAUGACUCUGAGACCAAGGAAACUGCUCGUUGGUUCAACCCUACCUGGUGGGAUGAGAGCAAGAUCCCUACUAACCCCAUUGAUUACACUCAAUUGAGAGAGUCUCUCGAAAAGGCUGUCCGUAAGAGAUUAAUGGCUGAGGUUCCCUAUGGUGUCUUAUUAUCCGGUGGUCUUGACUCUUCCUUGAUCGCUGCUAUCGCUGCUCGUGAAACUGAAAAGAUUGCUUCUGGUCUUAAGGGUUCCGAAAGUGGUGAUGAUAACUUUGAUGAGAGUGGCCCUGCUUUGUGGCCCAAGCUCCAUUCUUUCUCUGUCGGUCUUCCCGGUUCUCCCGAUUUGAUUGCUGCUCGUGAGGUUGCCAAGCACUUGAACACUGUUCAUCACGAAUAUACCUUUACCAUCCAAGAAGCUCUUGAUGCUGUCAGCGAUGUCAUCUAUCAUCUCGAAACCUAUGAUGUUACUACCAUUCGUGCUUCUACUCCCAUGUACCUCUUGACCAGAAAGAUCAAGGCUAUGGGUGUCAAGAUGGUCUUGUCUGGUGAAGGUGCUGAUGAGGUCUUUGGUGGUUAUCUCUACUUCCACAACGCUCCUAACAAGGAAGCUUUCCAUACCGAAACCGUCAGCCGUGUCAAGAACUUGCAUACAUCCGAUUGUCUUCGUGCCAACAAGUCUACCAUGGCCUGGGGUGUUGAGGCUCGUGUUCCUUUCCUUGAUAAGUCCUUCUUGGAGAUUGCUAUGAACAUUGAUCCUACCGAAAAGAUGCCCGAUAGAUCCAUUGGUAAGAUGGAAAAGUAUAUUGUGCGUAAGGCUUUCGAUACCUCAGAUGAUCCUUCCGCCAAACCUUAUUUACCCAAGGAAAUCCUCUGGCGUCAAAAGGAACAAUUCUCUGACGGUGUUGGUUACAGCUGGAUUGAUACCCUCAAGCAAGUCAGUGAAAACAAGAUCUCUGAUGACGACUUUGCUCAAGCUUCUUCCAAGUGGGCCAAGGAUGCUCCUACCACCAAGGAAGCUUAUAUGUACCGUGUCAUGUUUGAUCAAUGGUAUCCUCAAGAAGCAUGUGCUGCUUCCGUUGUCAGAUGGAUUCCCAGAGGUGAUUGGGGUUGUCCCGAAGAUCCUUCUGGUCGUGCACAAAACGUCCAUGAAGCUGCUUAUGAACCCAAGAAAUAGAUUUUUACAUAACUUACAUAAAAAAAACCCAUUGUAUCAUAGAUUUUUUUUUUUAUAACUAAUAAAUAUUAUUUAUUUAUGAAAAAAU